Molecule: messenger RNA, 1903 nt
Organism: Argentina anserina (silverweed cinquefoil)
Lineage: Eukaryota; Viridiplantae; Streptophyta; Magnoliopsida; Rosales; Rosaceae
Product: probable inactive poly [ADP-ribose] polymerase SRO3
Exons: 4
Coding region: 84-1484 (466 amino acids)
Molecular function (GO): NAD+ poly-ADP-ribosyltransferase activity
Source: RefSeq, a predicted model, not a curated record
ACCGCCAAUAAAAUCAGAAACGCAGCUCUGAAGUCCCUCGAUUCUACGACCUUCUGGUUCUCUCCGAUCGUCUUUAGAAUCCCAUGGCCUCCCACGCCGACGUCGCCGACCCAGCCCUCAAACCCAACCACGAUUUCCUCAAGGCCGUCACCGUUAGGGUUCCGUCCUCGACGCCCCGCGACGGCGACUCCGCCUGCUGCUCGGCGUGGAGCAGCCGGGCCGAGCUCACCGCCAAUUUCAAGCGGAGCGUGGCGCCGGCGCGGGUCAUGUACUACGAGCGCGGAUCCUGGAUCAACUUCCCGGGUCGGGUCGUGGAGCUGCUCCGGUCGGGCUUCUUCGAGCGCAAGGCGGUGCUCCACCUUGAAAUCGAAGGGUCAACGUACCUGUUUGACUUCACCCGCAUGCUUCAGAUCGACUCCGGCACCGGCAGCCAGCGCUCGAUCGCGUGGAUCGACGACAACGGGAAAUGCUUCUUUCCGAAGACGUUCGUCAGCGACGAGCUCUCCGGCGGGUCGGAUAGUCCGAGGAAGAUCGAAAUCGAGGUCCGGGUCGACGUCUCGGGUCGGACAUCGGGCAAGAGAAAACGAGACGACGACGAAGCUGAGGAAGAGAACGAGGAGACGUCAUCCAAACGUCAGCAGCCUCAGCCUCAGCCUCAGCCUCAGGAGUCUUGGCCGAGCGUGAAGCUGUUGAGAGAGGGAGAGAGAGCUUAUACGGCGGUGAGCAAUUUAUUUCUGAAAGGGAUCAGGAGGAUUGAUCCGACGGCUAAGAUUAGUUCGAUUCGUCAGUGCGUGCGGUCUGGGCCGUUGGAUAAGGCUCGGCUGGAGGUCUUUGAGAAGCAGAUGGAGAUGACCAAGGCGGCUCGGGGGUCGGCGAAUGUGGUCCACGCGUGGUAUUGUGGGUCGUCUGGAGAUAUACAGGGGAUUUUAACUCAUGGGUUUGGCUUGCCCAGCAAGGUUUCUGGGUCUCAUGGUGUUGGCCUAUACUUAUCUCAUUUAUCUUUACCUUUUAGUAGUAGUAGUACUGGGCUGUUGCAGCCCGAUGAUAAUGGUGAAAAACAUGUUCUUUUGUGCCGGGUUAUAUUAGGCAAUGUGGAGAAGGUUGAGGCAGGGUCUCAGCAAUGCUACCCUUCCAGUGUGGAGUUUGAUACUGGUGUGGAUGAUACUAGGACUCCCACGCGGUAUGUGGUGUGGUCAAGUUAUAUGAAUAGGCACGUUCUGCCUGAGUGUGUUGUGAGCUACAGAACUUCUAGUCAUGUGCCUGGUUCUCUGCCUAAGAAGUACCAUCUAACGGAGUUGAUCUCGAGGGUUAGGAAUUCACUACCCUCUUCUAAAGUUCAGCAAUUGUCCAAUCUGGUAAAUGGUUUAAAGGCUGGGAAGUUAGCAAGAAACGAUUUCUGCCAUCAGUUUCGAUUAGUUGUGGGGGAGCAGUUACUGCGUUCUGCAAUUCCUGAGAUGCGUGGCUCAGAACAAGGUUCUACUUAGGUGUUAUUUUUCUAGGACAUAUGGAAAUGUGUUUGUCAUGGUCUAGGAAAUUGAUAGAGCAUGUGUAAUCUCGUUUCUUAUAAGUCAUACUAGGUUUAGAGUGAAAUGCCAACAAAUAUAGCAGAGUAAAACUUUUCUUUUUGGUUCCUUAUCUUUUGGAUUAUUGUUUCUGGUUCACUAUAUCAAUUCUGUAGCACAUAUGCUUCCAUAUCUUAUGAAACAGUCGUGUGUGGUUUAUUAGUAAUGAUGUUCGGGGUAUGAUGUGACCUGGCUUACACAAAAUUGCACCUUGUAGCUACACCCAUGUCUAUAAUCUGAUUUUGAAGUUGUGAGUUUUUUUUCCCCCUUUUUUACUUGGGAUCUAAAUCCGAAGGUUGUAUGACACUUUAAUAAUCUGAAACGCAAGAGUUGUUAUUCUA